CGUGCUCCUUGUAAUCGAGAAGCGACUGUUGGUAAUCUCGUGCCUAUCAUUCCUAUUCUAUCUCUAAAAUUCAUUGGAUUAGAAGAGUGAGACAACGAGUUGCAUUAGCGAGCGUACAACAGUCCUUACCCUAUCUCAAAGUUGUGUGUUAGGUGAACAUUUUGGCGAUAGCCAAGCGUAUAGUACAUAACUCAUCUACCUUUUAAGAAAUAUUAAAUUCUCGUUAACCUCCUCUUCCUACUCACUAUGGCGGGCAAGGGCUCCGUCUUCCUCCUCGGCCCAGGUUUCAUUGGACUUGGAGUCCUCAAAGAGCUCCUCCAUGAGGGGUACCAGGUCACAGUCCUAGUCCGGAAAGAAGAAGCAAGAGCAGGCCUCGAGAAGCUGGGGACUAAAACUAUACUCGGAUCGCUGGAUGAUGGCGAUGUAAUCCGCAAUGCCGCCGCCGCUGCCGACAUCGUGAUACACACCGCGACAGCCGAUCACGAGCCCUCAGCCGUUUCCAUCCUCGAGGGCAUCAACGAGCGCGCAAAGGCUGGGAAGAGCUCUAUCUACAUCCACACCAGCGGCUGCAGUGUCAUCACUGAUAAAUCCAACGGUGCAUAUGCCAGUGACAAGAUCUAUGAAGAUGACAAGCCCGAGACGAUUGACAGCGUAGCGGACGAUGCGCCCCACCGCACCAUUGACCUGGCCAUCCUCAAGCGCCGGGCCGAACUGGGAGCUAAAGCUAAGAUCGCGAUUAUGUUCCCGCCGCUGAUCUAUGGGCUGGGCCAGGAGAACCGCCUCUCGAUCCAGCUACCGACCAUGGCGCGCUUCGCACUCAAGCACGGCUACCCGGGGUAUGUGGGAAAGGGCAAGGCGGUCUGGCGACACAUCCACGUCGCCGAUCUGGCGCGGGGCUACAUGACCAUUUUGCACCACAUGGAAUCCUCGUCUGGGGAGGAGGUGCUCAAGAACCCGUACUUCUUCUCCGAGAACGGGGAGGACUAUUCGUGGGAGGCGUGUGCUGAGAUGAUUGGGAAGGCGCUGAAGCAGGCGGGCAAGAUCGAGGAUUCGACGCCGAGGGAGAUUCCGGAGGAGCUGUAUGGUGAUCUCUUUAAGGAGUGGUCUGUCCCGGUCAUUGGGCAAAAUUCGAGGAACCGUGCCAAUAGAUUGCGUGCGCUGGGCUGGGAACCCCGUGAGAAGUCGACCUUCGAUUCGCUGAUGUCGGAUGAGUUGCCUCUCCUGCUGGCUGAGACGGGAGAGUUCAAUGGCUACGCAGCAGCUGUUGCUUCCUAGUUCUGUAUGCCGCUCAAUAGCUAAUAGCACUGCUAAAAGCAAAUAUAAAAAAUCGUGAGUCCAACAUUACAGUAAUGAGCACCUCGUAGUCCGUGGAUCAAGCGUUUGCCUCCAAUAUCAACCGCACUCCAUUCUUUCACUGCUCCUGGCAUCCCAACGUGCAGUAAAGUCUCUAUAAUCCAUUGAUUAUUAGGGAUCCCGC
Messenger RNA from Pseudogymnoascus verrucosus, 1477 nucleotides. RefSeq lists its product as uncharacterized. NCBI's taxonomy places the organism in Eukaryota, Fungi, Ascomycota, Leotiomycetes, Thelebolales, Thelebolaceae. The transcript has a single exon. The coding region runs from base 247 to 1275 and encodes 342 amino acids. The record is from RefSeq and is a predicted model, not a curated record.